CCGCGGGCGGGGCCGGGCCGGGCGGGCAGGCCCGGGAGCCGCCAUGCCCAAGGUGGUGUCGCGCUCCGUGGUGUGCUCCGACACCCGCGACCGCGAGGAGUACGACGAUGGCGAGAAGCCGCUGCACGUCUACUACUGCCUGUGCGGGCAGAUGGUGCUGGUGCUGGACUGCCAGCUGGAGAAGCUGCCGAUGCGGCCCCGGGACCGCGCCCGGGUGAUGGACGCGGCCAAGCACGCCCACAAGUUCUGCAACGCCGAGGAGGAGGAGAGCGUCUUCCUGCGCAGACCCGAAGGCAUAGAGCGGCAGUUCAGGAAGAAGUGCGGCAAGUGUGGACUGCUGCUCUUCUAUCAACACCAACAGAAGAAUGCUCCCGUGACGUUCAUUGUUGAUGGUGCUGUGGUCAAAUUUGGCCAGGGUUUUGGGAAAACAAACAUAUAUACUCAGAAACAAGAACCUCCCAAAAAGGUGAUGAUGACCAAACGGACAAAAGAUAUGGGCAAGUUCAGUUCUGUCACAGUCUCCACAAUUGAUGAAGAGGAGGAGGAAAUCGAAGCGAGGGAGAUUGCAGACUCCUAUGCACAGAAUGCGAAAGUGAUUGAGAAACAGCUGGAACGCAAAGGCAUGAGCAAGAAAAGGCUACAGGAGUUGGCUGAGUUGGAAGCCAAGAAAGCCAAGAUGAAGGGAACCCUGAUUGAUAACCAGUUCAAAUGAAAUGCUACCUAUCUGCUGGAUACUGGGAGACAGGAGAAGGUUACCAGGAGCUAUCACAGAUGGGUUAACACAGCAGAAGUAACAGACAGCAUUCAAGGGUUGCACUAUGCUGAGCCAACCUGGAGGGUGAGAACCUCUCUGUCAUAAGUGAUACUCUGGUACCAAUUUUAAUAACUCCAGCAGCACCGGAGACUUUGCUGAAACUGCAGUUCUCUACAGACCCAGUGUUAGGAGCAAGCUGUUCCAGGCAGAAUAUUUACUUUCAGGAAAACGUUUGCUGGGUGCCUUCGUGAGUUCACCUUUAGAUAACUGUCUCUUUAUUUUGGUAGUGUAAGAUUUCCUUGAAUGUAUUAGAACAACAGGUCAACUGUAAAACAAAGACAUCCUUACAAAAGUAUGCUCUGUGCCUGUUACUUAUUUCGUUAUUUUAACUGUGUCCAAAACAUGCAGCAGCCUGAGGGACAUGGCAUUCCAACACAGUCUGGAACAACUGGGAUGCAGGGCUUGGGCAUCAUUCUGCUGCUCACCCUCACCAGAGGCAGCCAGCACAGGCUUGGCUGCAGCACUCCAGCCUCAGCUCCUGUGGUACAGUGGAAGGCUGCAGUUGUAGAGAAUUGCACUGUCCCAGCAGCUACUGCCUCAUCCAAGAACAUGAAAUCCAAGCCUGUUUUAAAUUAAUGAAAAUAAAAACUGCCACUAAUGAUUUCAAAUAUAUAGUUGGAAGCUACUGAUUCGGGUGGUGAUCAUUUAAAGUAGAAUACCACUGCAUGUCUGAACUAACCCGUUCUACAAAACAGCAUCAGUAUCUGGAGUUGUGAAAUGUGGAGGAAAAUUGUUUUGAAUGUUCUGACCACUAAGGACUUGGAUAAAGGCAACAUUACACAUCAGUUUUUAAAGUACCUUAUUUGGGAAAUAAUAUUUUGUAUCUCUUGUUGAUGUAAUAGCAGUGCUCUAUAGCCCGUGUCUUUGUUGCUCUACUUGAGAUUAAAUGCCAUGUUAUGGAUUUGAACUAAAA
This is a messenger RNA of Myiozetetes cayanensis, 1727 nucleotides long. RefSeq names its product STING1 ER exit protein 1 (gene STEEP1). The record is from RefSeq and is a predicted model, not a curated record. The transcript has 7 exons. The coding region runs from base 44 to 712 and encodes 222 amino acids. Lineage: Eukaryota; Metazoa; Chordata; Aves; Passeriformes; Tyrannidae.